Molecule: messenger RNA, 721 nt
Organism: Manacus vitellinus (golden-collared manakin)
Lineage: Eukaryota; Metazoa; Chordata; Aves; Passeriformes; Pipridae
Gene: PPCS
Product: phosphopantothenoylcysteine synthetase
Exons: 2
Coding region: 9-425 (138 amino acids)
Biological process (GO): coenzyme A biosynthetic process
Cellular component (GO): cytoplasm; nucleus
Molecular function (GO): phosphopantothenate--cysteine ligase activity
Source: RefSeq, a predicted model, not a curated record
CCAGUGUCAUGUUCUACCUGGCAGCCGCCGUGUCCGAUUUCUACAUUCCGGCCUCUGAGAUGCCUGAGCACAAGAUCCAGUCCUCGGAGGGGCCCCUGCAGAUCACAAUGAAGAUGGUGCCAAAAAUGCUGUCCCCCCUGGUCAGAGACUGGGCCCCUGAGGCCUUUGUGAUUUCCUUCAAGCUGGAGACGGAUCCCCAGAUCCUGAUCGACAAGUCCCGGCAGGCUCUGGAGAAGUACCGGCACCAGGUGGUGGUGGCCAACGUCCUGGAAUCCCGCAGGACCUCCGUCAUCAUCGUCACCAGCGACUCACAGACCCCCCUGUCCCUCUCUGAGGAGGAACUAGCACAGGGCAUGGAGAUAGAGGAGAAAAUUGUGAGUUACCUGCAGGGGCAGCACACGGCCUUCAUAGAGAGGAAAGGCUGAGGAGCAGCUGGGAAUUGUGCUGGAGAGGAACUGGAAUGAUUCCCUGGAGUGAUUGCCUGUCCAGGUAAAUAAACCAAACCUCCAGGAUGCUCUGGAGGCCCAUCCAAAACUGUGUCACUUCUCCACAGCUUGGCCACGAUCUGUCGUGGCUUCGGGAAAGAGAAAUACACGGAAGUGAAACCCUUCCAAGGGAGGUUUCUUCUGGUGUCCAGAGCAGGAAAGGAUUUGGUUUCUGUCCCCUGGUGGGAGGAGAAUGGUGCAGGUGUCUAUAUAAUAUAAAGAACUUCUUGAAUCUC